AUGACGGAGCCCCACAGGGUUUCGUUCACUACUCUCCACGGCCCACUGAGCAGCAGCUUCUUGAAAAGGUCUCGGAAAGACGAUGGAGAGCAGCCCCAGGACUCUGAACCAGCUGCGACAGCUGUUCGAAUCACGCUCACUCUCUUUGAGCCGGAUCACAAACGUUGUCCAGAAUUUUUCUACCCUGAUCUUCUGAAGAGUUCCCGAGGGAAAGUAAAAGGUGGUUCUUCAGGAGACAAGAAGAAAGACCCUGCUGAUCCCUUUAAUGAUGACGAAAAGGAAAGGCAUAAAGUGGAGGCUCUUGCUAGGAAGUUUGAAGAAAAAUACGGUGGCAAGAGACGGAGGAAGGACCGUAUUCAGGACUUGAUUGAUAUGGGGUAUGGCUACGACGAAUCUGACUCCUUCAUCGACAAUUCUGAAGCCUACGAUGAGCUUGUUCCCGCGUCUCUUACGACGAAGUAUGGAGGGUUUUACAUCAACUCAGGAACACUGCAGUUUCGGCAAGCGUCUGAAUCUGAAGAUGACUAUGUUAAAGAGAAAAAGAAGAAGUGUCCCAAGAAGCGGAAGUUGAAAGAUGGAGGUGAGAAAAUGAAGAAGAAGAAGAAAGAUGAUUCUUAUGACAAGGAAAAGAAAUCCAAAAAGUCCAAGUUUCCAAAAGCAGGUUUCACAGCGUUAAAUGCAAGCAAGGAGAAGAAGAAGAAAAAAUACUCUGGCGCUCUGAGUGUCAAGGAGAUGCUGAAGAAGUUUCAGAAGGAGAAGGAUGCUCAGAAGAGAAAAGAUGAAGACCAGAAGGUGGCGACUCCUUCACCGGCAGAACCUCCAGCCCCGCGGGAAGCGGAGGCGGUGGCUGACCCUCUGCUGUCGCUGUUUGGCCACGCCAGCGAUCACGACCUGCUUCAGGCAGCGACAGCUAUGGACUCCUUAACCGACCUGGACCUGGAGCGGCUCCUCAGCGAAUCCCCCGAAGGGAGUCCCUUUCCUGAUGUGGAGGACGGGAGCGAUCCUGUUGGGAUGGGCUUGGAGCAGGAUUUCAAGCAACCGCCGUCCCUCCCAGACGGCCUGCCGGCCCCUCUGGAGAAACGCAUCAAGGAACUGGCCCAGGCUGCCAGAGCUGCAGAGGGAGAAGGCAAGCAGAGAUUCUUCACUCAGGAUAUCAACAACAUCAUACUGGACAUAGAGCUGCAGACCCGGGAGCUGAACAGCCAGAUCCGGUCGGGGGUCUACGCCCACCUGGCUGCUUUCUUCCCGUGCAGUAAGGACACUCUGGUCAAGCGUGCCCGUAAGCUUUAUCUCUACGAGCAGGGUGGCCGAUUGAAGGAACCUCUACAGAAGCUGAAGGAAGCCAUUGGAAGGGCCAUGCCAGAGCAGAUGGCCAAGUACCAGGAGGAAUGCCAAGCCCACACUCAGGCCAAGUUUGCCAAGAUGCUGGAAGAGGAAAAGGACAAAGAGCAGCGGGAUCGAGUUUGUUCGGAUGAUGAGGAGGAUGAAGAAAAGGGAGGGAAGCGUGUCACGGGACCGCGAAAGAAAUUUCAAUGGAAUGAUGAAAUCAGGGAGCUGCUUUGCCACUUGGUGAAGAUUAAGUUGGAUGGUUAUGACCUUGACAAGAAUAAGGCUCAGUCUCUAGAGGAUUAUGUGAAGACCUUCCUAGAUGGAGAGGUGAAGCCCCUUUGGCCAAAAGGCUGGAUGCAGGCCAGGACACUGUUUAAGGAGAGCAGGCGUGUACAUGGACACCUCACAUCAGUCCUGACGAAGAAGAAAGUUAUAGCUCCUCCUAAGGUGAAAGUGAAGGAAUCUUCCUGCAAGCCAGACAAAAAGCUGUCGGUUUCUGUUCCUUCGAUGCACUCAAGCAGCACCUUAACUCUGUCUUCAGAGCCCCAGGGAGGAGCGCUGGGCAUCAGCGCCCAAACCAGAGAACUCUUGUCCCUUGGGACAGCCCAAGCAGCCAGCAGCACUGGCACUCCUGCCACCUUCAUGGAUGACUCCUUGGAUGAGGACUUAAUUCAUAAUCCCACUUCCUCCCUGGAAGCAGUCUCUAAGGAACUGGCUGUGCUGAACAGCAGAGCGGGAGGGAGCCCUGACUUUACUCUUCCUGGAGCUCCAAAAGCUCCACCAGAGAAGAUCCCAUCUCUUGCAUCCUCAGAGGAGAAGAGGACAUUUCCAAAACCCAACCCUUCCCCUACAUCAUCCUCUGGUUCCCUCCAGUCUCCUCUAAAUUUCCUGGCUGAGCAGGCCCUGGCAUUGGGCCAGUCCUCUCAAGACAAAAAGACAGAGAACUCUAAUUUCAAAGAGCUCCCCCGCCAAGCCUCCCCCAGCAAAAUCCUUCCCGAUGCACACCAGGCUAAGCAGAAACACCACAGCCUGGUCCGGCCAAGCCAUGGGUCCCAGACCUCCACCCCAGUGCCGGCUUCUCAGGUGAAGGUCUUUCACUCAGGCAGCCAGCUACAGAAAACCUUCACCACCCCGGCUCCGUUCGUCAAACUGCAGAACCCCAAGUCCUCCUCCCCACUGCCCCAACGCUCCCUCCUCCCGCAGGUCAAGUCAUCAACCAAAGCUCAGAGCUUCCAUUCCUCUGCGUCGCCAGGCAGCGCCCAAAACUCCAGCAGCUCCCACAAGAGCCCAGGCUCAUCCUCGUCGUCUCUCAGCUACGCAGGAAAGCACUCGAGUGGCUCUAGCUCUUCAGGACAAUCUUACAAAUCGCCCUUCGUUUCUGGUUCCCUCUCCAAGCACGGGGCUUCUUCCAGCAGCUCCGCAUCUGGAGCUUCUGCAAACCAGGGCUGCUCCUCCGGGAGCUUGCUGCCCAGCGUGCAGACCCCUUCCUCGGGCCAGGCGUCCAGCCGCCCGUCCUCAAGCUCCUCGGUGAAGAAGACGCCCGUUUCGCAGAAGCUGACUCUGGUGGCCCCUCCUGGAGGUUCCAAUGGAGAUUCUAGCGGGGGCACUCAAGGGGUGGCCAAAUUGCUGACUUCCUCCCUAAAGCCAGCUGUUGUUAGCAGCACCGCAUCUUCUACCUCAGUGCCGAAAGGAACUAGUGGAGCUGUGCUGCUAACGAGUUCUUCCUCCUUAAGUGUACUGGCUCCAUCCUACAAGUCCAGCAAUCCAAAGCUGCCAGCUGCCCUGAGCUCCACCCCAUUAGGUAUUAUCUCUCCUGUUCAUUCCUUCCCUCUUCAUGUCAUCUCCUUCACUUCAGACUCCUCCCCAAAAGCAGGAGUAUCAAAGGAUGCAAUAGUUACAGGACCUGCUCCAGGAACUUUCCACCACGGCCUUGGCCACAGUCUUCUAGCUGGCUUGCACUCCAGCCCCCACCAUGCCGCGCCACUCCCACAUUCUGCCCUGUCCACUCAUUUACCGCAGAGUUUGCCAGAUGCUUCUCAGCUUCACGGCAAAGGGUCCAACGCACAGCAGCGCAAGUUGUGACGUCUCGAGGAGGGGAGCUGGAGCACGCAAAGGACAAAACCAAGAGGAACAGGUUGUGAACUUUGGAUACCGGCUGUGUCUUUUUUUUUCCUUUUUUUUUUUUUCCUCACAACAACUGGAAAGACUGAACCGCAACGAGGAACUCAGUGGUGCGUUUGCUCAGGGGCUCGCCGAGCGUCGCCCCGCGCAAAGGGCCGCCUUGAGCCGUGCCCGAAGGAGAGAAGCAUUUUGUAGCACUGUUUUAUUGCUGCUGCCCUUCCCGCAUUCCCUGGCGCUGGCAGGAGCUGGAACUCGCAGGGAGACUCGGGUGGCUUGGCUUUCCUGCAGUGGAUUCCCACCCACCCGUGUCUGUAUCUGCCAAGUACCUCCAAGCCCAGUUACCCUCCAGAGGGAGACCAAGGAGGUAUGAAAGGUGCUUCUUCCUUCUGCUUUGGAUUUACCUGGAUAAUUGGAGCACUGCCAGUGCUGUCCGAAGACGUUUGACUGACUUUUCAAUUGUUCUGUAAAACUGUGCUACAGUUCAUUGGAGGACCUAAUGUUUCCUGUGUGGUGAGUCUAACGAACCACCUGAUGUUCCCCUCUGGAGGAGAAGGAAGACUCUUUGAGAGACGUUUUUAGCUGCAGUCAUUGACUUUGAGAAUUCUACUUCUUUUGGGUUUAGGAUUUUUUUUUUUUUUCCUCCAAAGGGAUGCUUUUUUUCCUGCUCAGUUUUAUCUUCAUUACCAUCGAAUGCAUUGGAUUGAAUGGGACACUUCUCGGCAUGUCACGUGGAUAGGAAGACAUAAUUCCAGUGCCUUUUAUGGUGGAGCAAGAAUGGACUAGUGACACACAUUUCAGCCCUAUUUUGUGUGCUCCUCAACCCUUUUUUAAUCAUUCUGUAUUUAAAAUGUAUUCUGUUUUAUUUAAUAGAGCUUUUUAUGGUUGCACAUCAAAAAAAAAAAAAAAA
Tauraco erythrolophus (red-crested turaco) is the source of this 4357-nucleotide messenger RNA. It is a transcript of the gene UBN1, whose product is annotated as ubinuclein 1. Gene Ontology annotation, biological process: chromatin organization. Gene Ontology annotation, cellular component: nucleus. The record is from RefSeq and is a predicted model, not a curated record. Lineage: Eukaryota; Metazoa; Chordata; Aves; Musophagiformes; Musophagidae.